Theobroma cacao (cacao) is the source of this 1671-nucleotide messenger RNA. RefSeq names its product Galactose oxidase/kelch repeat superfamily protein (gene AFR). NCBI's taxonomy places the organism in Eukaryota, Viridiplantae, Streptophyta, Magnoliopsida, Malvales, Malvaceae. The record is from RefSeq and is a predicted model, not a curated record. Gene Ontology annotation, molecular function: protein binding.
UAAACUGUUGAGAGAAUCCAACGUUUCCUGAUUUCCUUCUUGUUCAAACUUGCAACCACUUUUAGCCCAAGCCCACAUCAUCAUUUUUAGUUCUACCAAUCUCAGACCAAUUAAAAAUUUCCGUCGAAGCUCCGGUUAGCGGCGGCACGUGUUCGUCUCCUAGCUCAAGUUACGUCAUCUGUAGCUGAUCCCCGUGGUGUUGAAUUUUCAAUUCCCGGGAAUUCCUUUUUCUUCGGAUUUGCCGGAUUUUGCUUAUUUUUGGGGGGGUCUAAGCACAGAGCUUCCAAGAUUUAAUUAAUGGCGGUUUCCAAGUCUUGGUCGAGCAAACAACAAGACAACUACGAUCAAGAAAAUCGCAAGAAGUCGGAGCCGUUGAUUCCAGGGCUACCGGACGAGAUCGCAGAGCUUUGUCUUCUUCACCUUCCAUAUCCAUACCAAUCGUUGGUACGUGCAGUGUCUUCCUCGUGGAACAGAGCCAUAACAGACCCCGCCUUCCUUAUCUCCAAGAGAUCCUUAUCACUUUCGCUGCCUUAUCUGUUCGUUUUCGCUUUCCAUAAAUCGACGGCGAGGAUGCUAUGGCAAGCUUUCGACCUGCGAUCAGGCCGUUGGUUUAGAUUACCUUCCAUGCCCUGUCCCAAGGCUGUGUGCCCACCAGGGUUUGCUUGUACUUCGAUUCCGCGGCAAGGCCAGCUCUACGUUUUGGGUGGUAUGCGCUCGGACACAGAAACUUCCAUGCAGACGACAAUCAUCUACACUACAUCCACAAAUCAGUGGUCCAUAGCAUCUCCAAUGAUGGCCCCACGAUCAUUUUUUGCUGCGGGGAGUGUUAAUGGUAAGAUCAUAGCCGUCGGAGCAAGUGGGGCUGGGUAUAAUGAUUCCAUCACCUCCGUGGAAUGCUAUGAUCCAGAAAACGACACGUGGGAAUCCGUCGCUAAAAUGCGGAUAGGAUUGGGCAGGUACGAUUCGGCUGUGAUAGGGAGCAAGAUGUACGUGACCGAGGGGUGGACGUGGCCUUUCCUGUUCUCGCCAAGGGGCGGUGUCUACGACCAGGAGAACGACACGUGGCAGGAAAUGAAGGACGGGAUGAAGGAAGGCUGGACCGGGGUGAGCGUGGUUCUGGGUGACAGGCUGUUCGUCAUUUCGGAACACGGUGACUGCCCUAUGAAGGUGUACGUCCCUGAUCACGACGCGUGGCAGUACGUGGGUGGUGAAAGAUUCCCACGUGAGGCAAUGCAGAGGCCCUUCGCUGUGAGUGGGGUGGAUGGGAAAAUCUACGUUGUCUCUAGUGGGCUAAACGUGGCGAUAGGCAGGGUAUUCGAGGGACAAAACGGGGACUUUUCUGCCCAGUGGGAGGUCGUGGCUGCCCCAAACGCUUUUCACGACUUUUCUCCUUCAAGUUGUCAAGUGCUUUAUGCCUGAGUCUCUUGUCUUUCAUACUAACUAGAACUAGUUUAUAGUAGUUUAUCAUUAUGAUUGUAAGACCAGGGUGGAGUUUUAUACUUUAAUGUGAUCUUUUUUCUGUGUAAAUUUUGUAGUGUUGUUUGUUCUGCUAGGCAAUUUUUCCAAAUUUUAUAUUGAGCACUACCUCAAUGCCUACUUUGUGAAUUCAUGUAGGAAGAUGAUUCACAGCUGGUUUAUCUUUUUAUGCAGAGUGACAGAUUGGUAGUGUUA